UUGAGGUCGUGUUAUGUUGAUAGUGCUAAUGCGAUCUUCAUACACACAACACAUGCCUUUUUAAUGUCAUAGUAACUCAAUGACUGUCCCAGUCGGUGUCCAAAUAGUGUUGUGAAUUUCGUGUUUAAUUUUGUGAAUAGUGUAGUUUUUAUCAAGUGAAAAUGUAACCAUGAAUUUUUAUGAUAUAAGAUAUAAGUCGCGUUUAAUUGCAAUUACGUGAUAAGUUUAUUCAAAGAACCGGUUUUUACGGCGGUUGGUAUCUUGAUAUCGCGUUGGCGACGGCAGUUUGUUUACGAUGGAGUUUUCAUUUGGGAAAUUGAAGAAUAUUUUAAAUACCAAGAAGGACAAUCAAUUAGCUGGCAGCGGGAGCCUGGAGCCGGAAAUUGGAUUCAAGUUGUCGCUCCAUCCUGUGGCUAAAACUUUAUAUGUGACUGUUAUUGGUGCGCGACACCUUCCUUCCUUUUUCGGGCUUAGUAGGGCCCAUGGAUAUCUUGUCAAAGUAAAAAUUUUUCCUGGAGAUAGCAAAUUUGAAACCACACUACAGGAAAGCUCUUGGCCAAUAUGGAACGAAGACUUCAAGUUUCAACUAAAGCAAAAAGAUACAAAAAAAAACGACCUUCAGUCUCUAGUUGCCGGACAUUUUUUAUCGCUAACAAUUUACGCCGUGCUAGAACCGGCAAAACAAGAAUCGGAAAAACGGAGAGGCGCCAAGACUGAUUCCAAAACUUCAAAAGUUGCCACUCAAGAAGAACCAAAAGCCAAGGGAGGUUUUCUUGAAAAAACUUUCAGUAGUUUCAAAUCUACUAAAGCCGAGGCCGCGUUACAAAAAUCUGUGUUAGAGAAGCGCAGGACUCUCGGUGCAGCGACAUGGAAUUUCGAUUCAAAAUUAUUCCAAAAUGAUCUGAAAAAUGGUUUGAUCGGCACUCCGGAUAUUUGGCGACCCAUUAAUGCGAUUGCAAGUGGAUUGGCGGCUUCUGAUUCAAGGCGGGAAAACAAGAAGGGCCAGUUGGAGGUGACCCUGCUGUAUAACAGCAGUGAGAAUGGAUUGAAUGACGUGGUCCAGCUCACUGUCAACCGUCUGAGGACCAGUGUGCAGACCAUGCAAGAACAGGAGCAAUUUAGAGCUCCGCUGUACCUUAAAGCCACGAUACUGGAAGCAAAUAAAGCUGAAUGUUACUGGAAGAGUGACCGAUUUGAACCGACAAUAUCUGCUAAAUGGGACCCGAAAUCUUCUACAGUUAAACUCUCAGUGUUUAAAGCUAACCUAGACAAAGUCAGUAUCUACAUUAGUCUUGGUUGCAAGUUAAAGAUGGGCAAGAAAGAAAUACUUGGAAAAGCAACAAUUGACGCGAAGUCUCCCUACAUCGAUAGCUGGAACGAGUGUUUGCAGAAGCCAGGUGUUCCCAAAACUUUUUGGGUUAAUUUCGACUGAUAUUAUUUCGAGAUGAACCCUUGAAUUUAGAGACACUUUCGCUACAUACUUGAACUAAGAUGACUGCAAAGUUUUGUACUUUGCUAUCUUAUAGAUUCGAUUUUAGCAGAUAAUAAAUGCUCCUUUUAUGUUGUGCACAAGUCAUUGUGUGUUUUUGAACUAACCGGACUCGAGCAUUUGUAAAUUUAUAAGUUUAAGUAUAUCCCUUGAUAACACAAAUUACUGUUAAAGUUUAUUAGUUUUUGGCUCUCACAGUAAGGACUUGAUAAAUAAAACAAAAAUAGCCCAUAGAUGUAAUCUUGACUUUGAAUUUUAACUAAAUCACGCGAUGUUAUAUUGUAGAUUAAGAAUUAAAUCUCAAAUGUAAGAUAUGUUUUAAAGGUAUCAAAUGUUAUAAGCGAGUUGAGAGCGAAGUCGGGGCGCAUUAAAAUCAAAAUGAACUUAGUUCAAAACGGGCCCUUAGCUCAAACAAACUGAAAGUCACAGGUUAUAAUGAUAUUAUAAUUAUAAAUUUAACUUUGUAAUUUUGCUUUAUGAUGAUUUAAUACUUUAAUAUAUUUUAAACAAAUAUUUUAUCGCUCUUGUGCCAAUUUCGUUUUAUAUUGAAUUUGUUUACAUAUUUCAUAAUUAGGUGACAUCAUAAAUGACAAAGAGAUUUAUUAUAAACUUGCAUAUAAAUGUAUAAACAUGUUAUAAUGUAUCCUUCGUCCUGUAUACAAAGACAUGAUCUCCUUUCUAAAAUGCUUCUACCGCUUAAGAAAGGAGAUAAUUUCCUUGUAGUAACAUAUAGAUAUAUUCUCAAUUUUUCAUGUUAAAAUAAGACAAAACAACAUGAGAAAGAAUUAUGUAGGUACUACUCAAGUCAUUUAAAAUAAAAUAUUAAGAAUUUUAAUCGUAAAGUCAAGAUUUAUGUUUGUGAUUAGAUAUAAAAUAAAAAAAAUUAUAAGUAUAUGAACAAAUGAUUGUACCUAACGUAUUUUUUUAUCACAAAAAAGAUCUUAUAUCAUGCACUCUUAAUACCUAAUUUAAAUAUAUUUUAUUAUUUAUUUCGUAUUUUAUAUAAAGACAUUGCUAAUA
Messenger RNA from Amyelois transitella, 2509 nucleotides. RefSeq lists its product as uncharacterized. The transcript has 4 exons. The record is from RefSeq and is a predicted model, not a curated record. Lineage: Eukaryota; Metazoa; Arthropoda; Insecta; Lepidoptera; Pyralidae. The coding region runs from base 296 to 1432 and encodes 378 amino acids.